This is a messenger RNA of Manduca sexta (tobacco hornworm), 5012 nucleotides long. It is a transcript of the gene abd-A, whose product is annotated as homeobox protein abdominal-A homolog. Gene Ontology annotation, biological process: anterior/posterior pattern specification; negative regulation of transcription by RNA polymerase II. Gene Ontology annotation, molecular function: RNA polymerase II cis-regulatory region sequence-specific DNA binding; DNA-binding transcription factor activity, RNA polymerase II-specific. Gene Ontology annotation, cellular component: nucleus. Lineage: Eukaryota; Metazoa; Arthropoda; Insecta; Lepidoptera; Sphingidae. The record is from RefSeq and is a predicted model, not a curated record.
AAUGAGACGGAGAGGGUUCUGCCGCGUCGCCCCCGUGUAUCGCUGCGUCCCGCUCGCACGCACGUGGCUCGUUUCGCCGUCUCGAACGGCGCGCUCGGCAGCGGUAAACGCUCGCCACGACGGGAAUUCGGAGUCGUAGAGCCUCAUACGCGGGUCAUAAACGAUCCGCGGCCAUAGUAGAGGUGCACGCGCGAGAAUCGAUCCGAAUCGCCGGCGAUAAACGCAUCUCCCGCGAGGCGAUCGUCGCGCGCCGCGUCGCCGCCGAGCGAUGAGUUCCAAGUUCAUCAUUGAUAGCAUGCUCCCCAAGUACCAUCAGCAGUUCCAUCAUCAGAAUUUGUUCGCGGGUGCGGGAGCGUCGCCCAUAGAGGCGUCGCUGUCGUCGUCGUUGUCGUCGUCGCUGUCGACGUCGCUGUCGAGUUCGCUGUCAGGCGGGCUGGGCGCGGCGGCGCUAGGGGCUGCGCCGGGCGCCGGCAGCCCGCAGCGCUCCUCAUCAUCGUCGUCGGCGUCGCCGGGCGCGCCGGCCAGGAUGUAUCCAUACGUGUCGCACCAUCAACAGUUCGGCGGAUCAGUGCCGUUCACAGCAGGAGGCUCGCUGUCUGCCGCAGAUGAUAAGAGUUGCCGAUACCCGACGGCGGUGGGCGCUGAUCCGAUGGUGAACUAUGCGCUGGGACAGCACAAUGGAGGAGCCGCGGUGUCAGCGGCGUCGGCGAGCAUGGCGGCCGCGGCGCAGUUCUACCAUCAGGCAGCGGCGUCGGCAGCGUCCGCAGCAUCAGCCGCCUCCGUGGACGCAAUGGGUGCCGCGUGCGCGCAACCCUCGGCACAGCCGCUGCCAGACAUCCCGCGGUACCCUUGGAUGUCCAUCACUGAUUGGAUGAGUCCCUUCGACCGCGUGGUCUGCGGUCCUAACGGAUGCCCGAGGAGGCGGGGGCGGCAAACCUACACAAGGUUCCAAACUCUAGAGCUCGAGAAGGAAUUCCACUUCAACCACUAUCUGACACGCCGGCGCAGGAUAGAGAUCGCACAUGCCCUCUGUCUCACAGAGCGGCAGAUCAAAAUUUGGUUCCAGAAUCGGCGCAUGAAGUUAAAGAAGGAACUGCGCGCCGUCAAGGAGAUAAACGAGCAAGCGCGCAGAGAGCGGGAAGAGCAAGACAGAAUGAAACAACAACAGCAAGAGAAGCAGGCCAAGCUCGAGGGGCAACACCACGGGCACCACGUGACCCACCACCACGACCCGAUGAAAAUGCCCAUCGAUAAGGGCUCCAACGACCUCCUCAAAGUGAACAAGGUCCCCACGUAAGGUGUCCGCGACACCGAAUAGGAAAUCAUGACUGAUUCUGUAUCAUAUAGUGUGAAAUGUAUGGAAGUGUUGCGUCCAGAAGGACCUGCGGGCGUUAGUCGAUUCGUAUCCAUUAGUUUUAUGUUUUGCGGCUGAUCAGAAGUGUCUCGUUGUGGAGGCGUCUCGUGACUAUUAUUUUAUAAUGUUCCUUUAGUGCGAAGGACUUGCCUCGGUGUCGUUCGCUGGGUGGACAGGCUGGUGAUGUGCUUUAAGCAUUUAUUUUGUUGCCAUAACCACACCUUGUAUUGCAAUAAUAUUUUACUAAAAUUUACAAAGGGCGUUAGAUUCGCUCAAGAUUUACAUAAGGAGCCAGAGUGAAUUCGGUAUUGUUAGUUAAGAUUUUAAAUCUGUGAAUCUCAUAGUAUUUAUUGCUACCACUUAAUGUAAUCCAUUAUGUUAUAUUUUUUUAUUGAUAAAUAUUAUAUUAUGUACAUUUUGAUGUAUAUUUUAUUAUUUGUCCGCUGUUAGCGGGCUAGUUAUGUUUUGAAGGUCACAUUUUUUUAUGAUUGUAAAAUUUGUUGUAUUUUAUCAGUUGAUUUCAAAAGAUUUACUUUUAUUUUUUGACCAGAUUGUGAUUCAAUUCAGUAGUUUAAGUCCGUAAAUUGUUGUUUCAUUUGAACACAUUGCGAUAGUAUAAUUAUCGACAAAUUGAUAAAUACAUAGCAAAUUUGAUAUAAGAAUUUGAAACUAUGUUAAAAACAAUAUACGUAUGGAAGUACAAUUGGAAAUAGGUUUUCGUCGUAAUGAGUGUUGCGUUUUAUAUUUUCUGUCUCGGGAAUGAAUAGCUAAGAUAAGACCGUAUUUUUUGAUAAUUCUAGUUAAAACACCAUGUCCAUGUUUAAUGAAACAGAUAUCGAACAAUAUGAACAAAAUUAUUGGUGGGAAAGGCGCAAACCGUGUGUUGUCCCGUGUUAGCGCCCGAGUCAUCUGAUGUUCAAAAUUAUAUACGUAACGAUGAUACAUAUAAUAAAUUACAAUAAUGUGACUAAAUAUAAAUUUUACACGUAAUAUUAAAAGUUGAGUAGUGUAAGUGUAUUAUAAAUAGGUAAAUAGGUUCGACUUUGUAUGAAGUAUUGCUAAGACUUAGGUACCUAUAACAUGCUGGUGUGAAGCGAGCAGUGGUCACACGCUAUUUUAUUAGGUCGAGAAAGUCGAUGUCGCAAGUUCCUCAUUUCAACGAACUUAAAAAUAUAAAAAAAAAAUGUUCGUUAAAAACGCGACUUCUCGGGUCCGGACGACGGAAUUAUGUUUCCUGCAAUUUUUACGUUGCCAUAUGCACAUUUGAAUUUACCGGUUCACUUAUUUCACACAUAAAAUGUCUACGUCGUAAGCAGGCAUCGUAUAACUCCAAAAAGGCAGUUUUGUGCUUGCGCUUAUUAACACCUGGUUGAGUACAGAGUGUAUUUAACACGUCAUAAACCUUUGUAUCCGCUUUCGAUUCCGUCUUGUGCCAAAAAUACGUGUACUAUUAAAAUACUUUAAUUGUUUAAAACUUCGCUUACUUCUGCUCCAUUCACUAUUCCGUUUCGUUGCUACUCUUAUACGUAACCUGAGCAAAAGUUAGAAAUUUAAAAUUAGUGUUUAUAGUCACCAUUAUACGUAAAUUAAUGUCAGGGUAGAAUUUAAAACGGUAAAUUAAUAAUUAUCUGUACUAAAUAUUGAAGUCUCCGCUUGAUUUUUAUAAAUCUUCUCUUGAUAUCUGUCCACUGUGUUAUUUGGAAUAUUGUAUAUCUGGUAGCUGUGUAAAGGUAAUCAGAAAUUAAUGUCGUGAUAUCAUUAGGGGUCGGAUUAAGUCUUCGGUAGAUUAAUCAUUCAGUAUCAUAAUCAUGUUUCAGUAUAAUAAAUGUGAAUCUCUUCAGAUCAAAAUGAAGUGAUUGACUAUUGAAAUGUCACAUUUGACACUUUGAGGACUCAUUUUUUUAUAUAAUUAAAGAUCAAGUUAAGACACAUCGGCCUUAAAUAUGGAGAUUAUUCAAACUAUCACCAUGAUGGCAUGACUACAUGAAUAUGAACUUCUUUUAGAAACUUGUUUUCUAAUUUGAUCAAUAUCGUAAUAUUUUUGGCGUGUCAUUCAUUUACACAGUGAAUAUACAUUAUGUACGAGAUUAUGAACAGUUUCCCUGCCUUUGUACAACGUGUGCAAUACAACAUUUUAUAUAAACGCGCCAUAAUCGAUGUCUAAGAUUACAUAAAGAAUAAGGUUGUCGUUAGUUAUAACUUUAUCCCAUCUUAUUUUAAAAAUCGAGAAUGAAAAUCGAACACAAUGUACUUAAGUAACUUCGUUAUAAGUAGGCUUUAUAAAUUAUAAAAUGCAUAGUUAUUAAUAUAUGGUAGAAACUUGUAAUAAAAUGUAAGCGUGGAACCGACGGUUAGUAUUUUGAAUGAUAAAACAAAAACGCUUAAAAUUAUUUAGUAUCGUUCGUAGAAGUUAAUCAUCGUUGGUAAUGAAAAUACAGCGGGGAAUUUGAAAGAUGCUUCUAUGUCGGAACGUAUGUGCACACUGGAUUCGCAAUACUGUUGGAUAUUAAUACAUUACACAAUGUGUGUAUACGAAUUAAAUUGUUAUUUCUUGCAUUUGAAUAUUAGAUACUUGUUUCGAAUACGUUGCAUUUUACGCUUUUGUUCAUGGGAAUGUGCAAAUUAAAAACCGUUCGCGUACUGUUUACCCGUUGCUAGCUUCGUCAUAACUAUCCAUUAAGUUUCGUCUUUAACAAUAGGUAAAUCUAUGUAACAUAGUAACGAUAUGUGUGUAGGUAUGUACGUCCGUUGAUUUAUGUCGGGUUCUCUUUAUUGUUUCUGCCUCGUAAAGAACUGCAAUUCAUGUGAAACAAUGAGCAAUUUGGUAAAUAGAUUAUAUACGUCCUCCAUCCAUAAUGCUGUCUUGCCAUACUGCUAGUGUUUUUAGAUUAGGUAUAUUUACGUACCUAACUGAUUAUAUAUCGUAAUUAAUUAACAAUUAUUGGAAUUGUUGUAACAUCAUUUUUUGUUUAAAAACUAUUCAAAAUAUUCCGUUUUGAUAUUUCUGUUGUAUUAAGUUUAUUUGUUGCGUUAUCGACGUUAUAGUAUUGUAUAUCAUUUUCGAUGUUUAACUUUAAUUACUGUAACAAGACUUCCGUUCUAUUUGUUAUUACGCAGAAUAAUCGAUCAAUUUUAUCUUUAAUAUAAAUGUAGCUAUGUAUCUAUGUAUGUAUAUCUAUAUUUUUGAAUAUAGUAAUUAAAAUUGUCUUAAAAUUAAGUAAGUGUAAAUAGUCGUGAAAGUUUUAUGUGGCGCAUUAUUUUUUUGUUUAUAUUUUUUUUUGUUUUAUGUUACGUAUUUAUGUAUUGAGUUGUGACGUCGGCCCGGAAGGCUUGCCCACGUUAAUUAGACACUUCGCAAGUAUAACAAUCCGAAGAUUGAUUAUUGAACGUAGAGUUCAAUAUAGGAAAGGUUGUGAACGGAACCUUAAAUUUCUAUAUUAGCGGUGUAUGCAUCUUUUCCUUAGUAUUGUUCCAUAUUGUUCUAAUACUACAUCUGCAAUAAUAAUUAUCGUGGUCAAGCAGCAAACAUCGGGUUGCGACGCGCAAUGACUGUGUCGUGGUAUAUAAGCAAAUAGUUGGGUGAUUGUAUAUGAAGCCCGCAUUCAAUAUUGUAAUAUUAAUUUCAAAAAUUCAAGAGAAUAAAGAGUUAAUAAAAUAA